This is a messenger RNA of Sebastes umbrosus (honeycomb rockfish), 2466 nucleotides long. Its product is annotated as elongation of very long chain fatty acids protein 4-like. The transcript has 7 exons. Gene Ontology annotation, molecular function: fatty acid elongase activity. Gene Ontology annotation, biological process: sphingolipid biosynthetic process; fatty acid elongation, monounsaturated fatty acid; fatty acid elongation, polyunsaturated fatty acid. Gene Ontology annotation, cellular component: endoplasmic reticulum membrane; endoplasmic reticulum. The coding region runs from base 502 to 1422 and encodes 306 amino acids. Lineage: Eukaryota; Metazoa; Chordata; Actinopteri; Perciformes; Sebastidae. The record is from RefSeq and is a predicted model, not a curated record.
AGCGCUAAAUUUCGCUGAAUUAUAAAAGUAUAAAGAAGUGGUAAAACGAAGAGCCGUUUGGGAGCCGAAAGAGACGGCUCUUUUUGUUUUUUGGUUGAGCUGAGCCGAAUGAUCUGGAUCACUAAAAAGAGCCUGACUUCCCAUCACUAAGAGACAAGAGAGUGAGUUGACGCAUGCGCAGUGUCACCUGGCUGCUCGGUGUCUGGGAGAUCUGAGGAGAAGAAGAUGAUGCGGCUGAGCGGCCGGCACGGACUGAAUGCAUAAUUGGCCUAUCUUUAGUCAUAGCUUCUUUCACUUGCCUUCUGUGUAGUUUCUUGCCAAAAAUUGCUUGUUUAAUGUCAAACUGUAACCGGAGCGACGUAGAUUAGCAGAAGAAGAAGGAGAGGAGAGAAGAGGAGAGGAGCAGUAACUGAGAGGAGGAGUUGGAGCAUCACAUUGCACCGGAUGUCAUUACACGCUGUUAAAUAUCGAGGACUAUAAUCGGGGACCAAAGGCAGAGCCAUGGAGGUUGUAACACAUUUUGUGAAUGACACUGUAGAAUUUUACAAAUGGGGCCUUACUAUAGCAGACAAGAGGGUGGAGAGCUGGCCGAUGAUGUCAUCUCCCGUCCCCACUCUGGCCAUCAGCUGCCUGUACCUGCUCUUCCUGUGGGCGGGGCCUAGAUACAUGCAGAACCGCCAGCCCUAUACACUCAGGAAGACCCUCAUAGUCUACAACUUCAGCAUGGUGGUACUCAACUUCUACAUCGCCAAAGAGCUCCUAAUAGCCUCUAGAGCAGCCGGCUACAGCUACCUCUGUCAGCCUGUCAGCUACUCCAACGAUGUCAAUGAAGUCAGGAUAGCAUCUGCUCUCUGGUGGUACUACAUCUCCAAAGGAGUGGAAUUCCUGGACACAGUCUUUUUCAUCCUGAGGAAGAAGUUCACCCAGGUCAGCUUCCUCCACGUCUACCACCACUGCACCAUGUUCAUCCUCUGGUGGAUCGGCAUCAAGUGGGUCCCCGGUGGACAAUCGUUUUUCGGUGCAGGCAUCAACUCUUCCAUCCACGUCCUCAUGUACGGUUACUACGGCCUGGCAGCCCUGGGACCUCAGAUGCAGAAGUACCUCUGGUGGAAGAAAUACCUCACCAUUAUUCAGAUGAUCCAGUUCCACGUGACCAUCGGCCACGCCGGCCACUCCCUCUACACCGGCUGCCCGUUCCCCGCCUGGAUGCAGUGGGCUUUGAUCGGCUACGCCGUCACCUUCAUCAUCCUCUUCGCCAACUUCUACUACCACGCUUACCGACGCAAACCUUCCUCCGCGCAGAAGGGAGGCAAGCCCGUCGCGAACGGCACCUCCUCCAUGGUAACUAACGGCCACAGCAAAGCGGAGGAGGCGGAGGAUAACGGGAAGAGGCUAAAGAAAGGAAGAGCGAAGAGGGAGUAAAGGAGGAAGAGGGGCUUAAAAGAAAGAGGACAGUUGUUUUUAAGGGGCCAGAGAAGGAGGGAGAGGUAGAGAAGGGAUAAACAGAAACCAGACUGGCUUCAUCAUCCCUGCAAAUAAAGUAGAAGGAUGUGAUUUGUGACCAACUUUGAACGGCGGAAGGGUAGAGGUGUGUGUGUUUGUGUGUGUAAGGGGGUUUGAGAGGAAGAGAGGGGUGUUGGUUGUCUCCAUAACAAGCAAGAUGCUGUGUUUUGGACCAUAAUAGGACCAAAAUAUUAAAAAGGACCUACAAAAUGCUCAGCAUCCACUAACUUAUCAACCAAAAUUCACCUCCAACUUUUGUACUCUGGAUUCCAGUAUUGUUUUAACUGACAGCUUAAAUAGUCUUUAAUAUGCUAAUUUAUUUUCUAGUGCUCUAAAAGAGUUUUAAUGAAUUUAACUAUUACCAACAAAAAACAUGCAUAUGUUUAUACCAAAGGUUUUUUCUUGGUUCUGGGGGGGGGAAUUUCUGUUUACGAAUACUUAGAUUUGAAAAAAUGUAGUGAACGGAAACAUUCUCACAACUGCCAUCUACUGUAUUUAACUAGUUUGCAUUCAUCUACCAAUCCCAACAUUGUCAUGGACUUUUUCUCUGUCUCAAACUGAUAUAACUGUGCUGCAUUUACAGAGCAACAUGCUUUUUGUCUCUGUGUUCAUCGUGAAUUAAAAACCUGGUUUAAAACACUUUGGGUGGGAGGGAAGGAAGUGUAGUUUUUUUUUUUAGUAUUUAUGCAAAUUUGUGGGUAUGUUUGUUAUAAUAUUUUUUUGUGGGUCCUCAUGAUUUAUUUCUUUUUGCUGUGCAAUGUAGCCGAGGUGCAAGAAUAAGAGAUUUUGAAAAAUUCAGCUCAAUAUCGUCUCACUGCCAUGUAGGACCGAAUAGAAACCUGAAAAGAGCUCUUCUUUUUUUAAGAAAACAAACGGUUAUUUCAUUGUCUUAUUAAGAAGGAACGCAACACAGCUUCUGGCUGCACAUAUAAACUGAAAUAAAGACAAUGUCAGCACCCCAUA